Maniola jurtina (meadow brown) is the source of this 2207-nucleotide messenger RNA. Its product is annotated as O-acyltransferase like protein-like. The record is from RefSeq and is a predicted model, not a curated record. NCBI's taxonomy places the organism in Eukaryota, Metazoa, Arthropoda, Insecta, Lepidoptera, Nymphalidae. The coding region runs from base 1 to 2157 and encodes 718 amino acids. Gene Ontology annotation, molecular function: acyltransferase activity, transferring groups other than amino-acyl groups. The transcript is spliced from 12 exons.
AUGUCGCCGGCUAGAAUAGUCGCCCUCGCGUUCCUAACCGCCUGCGCUAACGCCGACACUCGGGCCGCACCCGAGAACAACUAUAAAAAUGACAAUGACAUUUUUUACAAGCUAAAAAGUGACGCUGUCACUGAUACCGCACCUCACAGUGAUACGAAUAAUUUCAGUUUUGGAAACAGUGCUUUGUUGGAUGAUGGUGUUAAAAACCGUGUGAACACGGAUGGUGGUUUGGAUUUGGAUGACGGGAUUAUUUACAGAUUGAGCGAUGAGGAGUACUACGAAAUGCCCCGACUUUUCCACCUGGACGAAUACGUGGGCUGUCUGGCGUUGCAAGGCUCCUACUGCCUUGGCAGCUUCGAGUUGUCACCCAAUGGAUAUAACCCUCUUUUCAACACUAUGCAGCGCUACUCAGCCAACUGGGUGGACAACUACAACCACACUCGGCUGCACCGCGGGCUCUGCCUGCAUCGCAGCUGCUCGCCCGCGCCGCCCGCGCCGCCCGCGCCGCCGGACAACCGCUCUACGUUGACUCAAGCACAGCUUGAAGCGUGGUUUACGUCAUGCGUGAACGCAACCACCAUGUCGGCAUACAACCUGUCAGCUCGCCUGUACCACCUGGACUACUGCAGGCGAGGUCCUGAACGCCCCGUGCCCCUCAACGCGAAUGAGAGAGGGUUCGCUGGUCUCCUGGCGGUGCUCUUUGGACUGGCCACUAUCAGCACCGUGCUGGAUUUGACCUUGGCUGAUCACGCCAAGAAGGGCUACGGCUGGGCUCUAUCCUGGUCAAUCCGCUCGUCCUGGCGCGCGCUCACGGCGCCGGCGCCGGCGACGCGGGGCGUGGACUUGCGCACGUUCGACGGCCUGCGGGUCUUCUGUAUGCUCUGCGUCAUCAUCGAGCAUGUGUGCUGGCUCGGCACGCUGUCCUACAUCGCUGAUACACGAUCUUACGAACAGAUGCGUCGAGCAGGCGACGUGAUCUUGAUGACGAACAGCACCCUGGUGGUGCAGAUCUUCUUCCUGAUGGCGAGCUUCCUCCACGCCCACAAGCUGCUAAAGCAGCGUCCACACGAGUCCGCUGUCAGCACCUUCUUCAGCACCAUGAUCAAUAGAAUUAUCCGGAUAAGCCCAAGCUACUUCGUAGUCGUCUGGUUCGCCUCGUCCUGGUGGGAGCGCCUGGGCGGGGGGCCACAGUGGCGCCCCCUGGUGUCUUCCGAGGCGGCCGUCUGCAGACACAAAUGGUGGACGCAUCUGCUGUACCUCAACAACGUGGUGUAUCCGGAUGAGAAGUGCUUGAUACAGACUUGGUACCUAGCAGCAGACAUGCAGCUGUACGCUGUGGCAUUGGCCCUGACUCUGGCUCUGCGCGGUCGUCGCUUCGCAGUGCCAGUUCUGGGCGUCCUGUUUGCAGCUCUAACGGUGAUCUGUUUAGUUCUGGCUUACGUCUGGCAUCUUGUGCCGACUUAUGUGGUGCACCGACCAGAAUCAGUACGUCUCGCGUACAACGGUGACACAUCAUUCAACGUGCUCUACCAGUCUCCCCUGGGCAACGCCACGGGCGCGCUGGCUGGUCUGCUGCUGGCACAUCUCCACCACGCCUUGACGAGGGCUUCAGUGCGCAUCACUGACAGCAAAAUAUUCCGCUGGGUAUCAAUAGCCGCAGCGCCGGCCGCGCUGUGGUGGGCGGCGCUGUCCCCGCUGACGCUGGGCGAGGGGCCGCCGAGCAGGGCCACCGCGGCGACGCUUGCGGCGCUGGAGCGCCCCGUGUUCACCGUGUUCGUUGCGCUCGCCUUGCUCGGUGCUAUCAACGGGCUCAAGUCGCCCUGGCGAACAUGGCUGUCUCACAGCGGCACGGUGCUGGCACGGUUGUCGUUCGGGGCACUCUUGCUGCACAUGCCACUCAACAAGUCCCUGCUAGCUGCCAGACUGGCGCCUGCGCAGCUCGACAGACAGAACGCCAUUUUCGAGUGGUUCGGCGUAGCAGUAGUGUCGUACGCGGCGGCGCUUCCGCUUGCCCUGCUGGUCGAGCUGCCAGCACAGAGGCUGUACAAGGAGCUGACUGCGCUGUGGAGCCGCCCCGCCGAAGAGCCCAACAACAACAAGCCAGCGUUGGACAAGACUGAUUUAUGCCCCACACAGUGCAAUGGCAACAAUAGCUGAUCGCCUUACCCUAAAUCCAUAGGACUAACCCCAGACUAAGGAUUAUUAUA